Messenger RNA from Xylona heveae TC161, 2048 nucleotides. RefSeq lists its product as hypothetical. The record is from RefSeq and is a predicted model, not a curated record. The transcript is spliced from 3 exons. Bases 147 to 1931 code for a protein of 594 amino acids. NCBI's taxonomy places the organism in Eukaryota, Fungi, Ascomycota, Xylonomycetes, Xylonales, Xylonaceae.
UUUUGGUCCCCUGGUUGUUACAAAAAAAUUUCCUUCCCUUUCGCUCCUGUCUGUUGCAUAACAUUGCCGACGGCAUUGCAGCAAAAGACUGGGCAGAUCUACAGGAUUUAUUCUCCAACAAUUCAUAUUCAUCCUGAUAUUGCGACAUGAUUCGCCCUUUUCUAAGCUGGCUCUCCGAGCCGGUGUCAGCACCGGCGGAGGCUUCUCCCAACCAUGCUCCGAGUCAAUCGAAACCGGGGCGAAAGAGAAAAAAGGCCGGUCUCAUUGCUCGCCGGAAUGUAUCGAAACUACCAAGCACUUUUCGAACGAGGAAAGGAACUUUGAGCCUUCCUUCGAGAUCUCGACCCAAACGGCCCUCCUCCAAAAUGGUACGCUUGGCUCGACGUGGGCGUCUGACUGGCUUUCUUGAGAAAGGCGUUAUAGUCAGUGCGAAAGAGUUUGGGGAGAAGGCCAAUCCCGCAACGGCGCGAAUUCGCCUCAACAAAGAUUUUGAUUUUGAAACGGAUCAUCUCUCCGAUGAAAGCGAGUCCAUGGAUGUUGAGGAGCGCAAUCCUGACAAUUUGUUUUAUAUAUCUCUUGGUGAUUCUGAGCUUCCAAGCUAUCACUUUUGGAAGGGCCCUGAAGAUGUUGAUCCCAUUGAGAAUCAGAAGCCCUUUGACUGGGACGCUUACUUCAAUCGCAUCUUCCCUCAAGGCAAAACCGAAGCCCAUGCAGAUGUGGAAGAGCCUUGGCGACAGCUUAUCAAGAACAACAACAAGUUCGAAGGAAACAACAUUUGGAACCACGAGAAAAACGAUUCCCGCCUAUCCAAAAUUGUUACCACCGAGAGUGAACUAGAAUAUUCAUUGCCCUUGGACAAUGCGGUUGACGGCGUAGCUAAUGGUCUUGAUUUCGAAAGAGGGGACGCUCGUUACUACACUGAUAGAAGCUCUUUCGCUACUGAGAAUGAAGUGGAUGGCCCGGAUUAUGGCGGCAUGCAGACAGUAGUGGACUCAUCGGAGCUUUCAGGGCUGGAUCAGUCAUUAUCAAAUGGAGGGUCUGUUCAUCGAAAACGCAAAAGGCACACAGCACCCGAUUUCGUCGAAUCGAGAGCUCCUUCUUCCGGUCGAAGCUCGUCCAGUUCAGGGCAAGCUUACUACGACCGGCUCAUCCGGUCUUUGCCAAAAGACGCCAUUCUAAGGAACCCUCGGAACCUGGCAGAGAAGACCCAAAGCCAAACUAAACAUAGGGUGUUACUCCAUAGUAUGAAAGGAGGACUUUAUCUCAAAGACGACGCAUUCGAGACUUUCGUGUGUACUGCUGGGAAAUUGCUGGGGAUUCCUAAGAUACCAACAGUUGAAGAGUUCUGGAUAUACAUUUACGACCCAACGAGUGGUUACGAGGAUAAAUAUUGGAUAAGUAAAGCGACCGGUUUGGCAACUUUCGACAAAGAUGUUAAACCAACCUUCAAAUCUCCUGUUGCCGAAUAUCGAUUGCGGCGCAAGGAAGUCGAGGAUGAAGAGAAUAUGGAAUAUUUCUUUCCUGAACUCACUGGCCCUUGGGUGAAACUAGUCAACAACGAUAUUGGCUAUGUAUGGAUUAAGCCUGACUACCAGAACGGUCCAAUCGGUCAGAGAGCAAUUGCGGAUUUUAUAGGCAAUCUUGUUCGGUUUCUAUUUCCCAGAAGUACUAGAAGGUACUUGUUUGAAAUGAAAAGUUCAAAUCGAGCGGUACAGUUGAAUACAAUGAACGAGUUCUCGUCUAUACAGCGAAUGUUGAAAUCAUUCAUCUCUGCCAUACCAAAAUCUGACGAACAGCCCGCACCUGAGAUCUCAAUAACCCCGAUGGAACCAGGAAAUGUGGAUAAAACCCAAUCGAAAAUUACAUCUGGGCCUGAGAUUGUUGUAAGCGGAAAGCCACCUGCAAAAGUGGUAUGUCUCAAUGCGAUAUAAUGUUGGCAUAAUCUCACAUUUCUUAGGAAAUCCCGAAGCCUAAAGCUCCCAUGGAAGCCCCUAAAAAUGUUCCUAGGGUUCUGGAGCCUGGAAAGAACCAGAAAGAGGAUGCUCAAG